Messenger RNA from Heterocephalus glaber (naked mole-rat), 835 nucleotides. NCBI's taxonomy places the organism in Eukaryota, Metazoa, Chordata, Mammalia, Rodentia, Bathyergidae. The record is from RefSeq and is a predicted model, not a curated record.
AUGACGGUCGGCACUGAAAAGGACAGUGGCAUUCCUACCAAGAAGGCACGAAGCGAUGACGAUGAGAAUUUGCUUCAUAGGGUCGUAGAAGUGCCUCAGUGGACGAACGCUAAAAUGGAGGUCGUCACGGAGGAGCCUCUGAACCCCAUUAAGCAGGACAUGAAGCACUGCAAGCCACGGUACGUGGCCAACCUCUUUCCUCACAAGGGUUACAUAUGGAAUUACGGCGCCCUCCCUCAGCAUCUUUUGCAGGUCGCCAAGCAGGGGGCAGAAUGGAGAACGCCCUUCCGUCUCCUCCUCAUACUGUGUCUGCUACGAGCUGCAAGUACACUGAACAGCCCAAGGCUGGUGUCUGGAGAGCUUGGAGGAGCUGUGACCAUCCAGUGCCAUUACGCCCCCCUGUCCAUCAACAGGCACCAGAGGAAGUACUGGUGCCGCGUGGGGCCUCCAAUGUGGACCUGCCACACUAUCGUGUCCACCAACCACUACACCCACCGUGACUACCGUGGCCGUGCAGCUCUAGCAGACUUCCCACAGAGCAGCUUGUUUGUGGUGAGGCUGUCCCAACUGUCCAUGGAAGACGGGGGACACUACCGCUGCGGCAUUGGGGACAGCAACAACAGGCUGUUCUCCAGCGUGAAUCUGACUGUCUCUGCAGUGCUUUUCCAGAAGAUGAAAGCGGCUCAUGGGCCCUGGCUCCAGUCUCCGCCAUGCUGGCUCCGUUUCUGUUUGUGGCUCUGCUCCUGUGGCAAAGGCGGCUCUGGAGGAGGAGGAGGAGGAGAAGGAGCUGUGAGUGAGUUUACAUAGCUCCAAGGCUGGGGAAAGGUGUGCUAGG